This is a messenger RNA of Leptinotarsa decemlineata (Colorado potato beetle), 1831 nucleotides long. RefSeq lists its product as uncharacterized. Gene Ontology annotation, biological process: regulation of transcription by RNA polymerase II. Gene Ontology annotation, cellular component: nucleus. The record is from RefSeq and is a predicted model, not a curated record. NCBI's taxonomy places the organism in Eukaryota, Metazoa, Arthropoda, Insecta, Coleoptera, Chrysomelidae. Gene Ontology annotation, molecular function: zinc ion binding; RNA polymerase II cis-regulatory region sequence-specific DNA binding; DNA-binding transcription factor activity, RNA polymerase II-specific.
UCAAGGGAUCUUUUAUUAAAGGUUCGAUCACUGAUCAAUUUUCCAAGGAAUAUAUGCACAGGAUGUGUUAACAAACUCGAAGAAAUAAUGAUGUUUAUUGAAAAAGCAAAUACUAAUUGUGCUGGAUUAGAAAUGAAAUCGAUACCGAAGAAAGAUAUCAGCGAAACAGUAGAUACAACUGUUGAAUACUAUGAAGGGAUUACUCGACGUGGAUCACAAAUUUGUCAGAUUUGUUCAUCUCCAAGUGAUGUAACACCAAUAAAAGAGGAUGCAUAUUUUAUUCAACUGAUUCAGAAUAUUACCAAUAUUAAUAUUACUACCUAUAUCUUCACAUGUAGCUCAUGUGUACGCAAUCUGGUGAAAAUUUCUUUAUUUGUCACUUCAAUCUUGAACACUGAAGAGAAACUUCAAAAUGUUAUUUUAAUAUCUGGGGUGGACGAAACCAAAAGUUAUCAGAAUUCGAUUGAAGGUCCAUCAGCGAAUAGAAAUAUGAGAGAUGAUGAAAGUUUUAAGCGAAAUAUAAUAUCGAAAGAUGAAAUAAUCGAGAAAGAUAAUUUUGCAGAUACAAGCGAAGAAAUUAUCGACGUCAAGAAAGAAACUGUUCAUGUUGAAGAAGAAGGUAGCAUCGAUGUCAAAGUAACAAACGGAAAAAUGAUUGGAAAAGAUGAUUUUGCAGAUGAAAGUCAAGAAAUAUUUGACAUUAAGGAAGAAAUUAUUGACAUCAAGGAAGCCGUUAUUGAUAUUCAAGAUGGUAGCAUCGAUAUCAAAGAAACAAACGAAAAAAUAAUUGGGAAAGAUGAUUUUGCAGAUGAAAGUCAAGAAAUGAUUGACUCCAAGGAAGAAAUUGUUGAUACUGAAGAAGAAGGUAGCAUUGGUAUUAAAGUAACAAACGAAAAAAUAAUUGGGAAAGAUAUUUUUGCAGUUGAAAGUCAAGAAAUGAGUGACAUCAAGGAAGAUAUUAUUGACAUCAAGGAAAAAGUUAUUGACAUCAAGAAAGAAAUUGUUUUUCAGAAAGGUCAUUCAUAUAAUCAUAUGCUCAUUCAUAGCAAGGUAUUUGAAUGUCACAUCUGCAAAAAACCAAGCAUUUCCAGAUCAACUUUCCGAAAUCAUCUUCGCUCUCAUGGAGUAGGAAAACUGAAUCAAUGCGAUCAUUGUAAAAUAUACUUUAAACGAGCAAGUAGUCUAGAAAGACAUAUGCGCAGCCAUGUUGAAGGUAAAAGGCACAAUUGCGAUUCUUGCAAUAUACAAUUCGCUACAAAAACCACUUUCAAUAAACACCUGCUACUUCACGACGAAGGAAAAACUCACGAGUGUGAUACCUGCAAACAAACAUUCCUUUCAAAAACCAUGUUGCUGAAGCACUUACACCUUGAUCACGGCAUGAAACCACACGAAUGUGAGGUAUGCCAAAAAUGUUUCCGUAAGAAAACAGGUCUACAGCGACAUUCACUCGUCCACACUGGAGAAAAACCAUUUGGAUGUGAGGUUUGCCAAAAAAGGUUCAAUCAAAAGGCGAUUUUGAAGAGACACUUAUCCACUCACAGCAAAAACACCAAUUUGAACGGUUCUUAACAAAAAUAUCAAACCAUGAGAAGUAAAACGAGAUAUUUGAGGGACUAUUAUUGUUACAAUAAUAAAAAAUUACACAUGUUAUGUAUGUUUGGAUGUGAUAAUAAUACCUAAGCUCAUGUCAGCAAAAGUAUUAAGUUUAUUAUUAGUGAACACACGCAAUACAACAUGAGUAAUCGGAUUAGGAAUGGAGGUAACAACCAGGUUGAGGUUAUAAGUUACAAAUGUUACCAAUAUAUGUGAUUGAUGACUUGUUUACUUU